UCGAGCGGUCAGCUUGCCGCCGACACGAACGGCGCCGCCGCCAUCUUGAUUCCAGCAGACGCGCAGGGGAACUCCGCCAGCCGACAAGAUGGCCAGGAGCAGGACCGCGGAUUUUGUUUUGAUCGUGCAGCUGACCGCGCUGCUCGUUCUGGCCGAGGGCAGGAGCGAGUACACGAAGCUGUUCGAUCGAUGCGCCAGGGAGAAGAACACUUUCGACUGUUUGAAGAAGAGGGCUCUGGAGAUUCUCGACUCGGCGAUCCGGGACGAGACGGUGUACGUGCUGAACGAUUACGUAUCGAUCGCCAGGGACCCCGCGUCUGCCAACAGGACCGCCGACAGGGCGUUCAAAGAAGAGAACGCGACCGAGCUGACGAUCGACCAGAAGCUGGAUAACAAGUUUCACGAGUACUUGGCUUCUAGGAGCGUUCAGCUCACUAUUCCUGGAGAUGCUUUUCAAGGUCGCAAGAAGAAGGACAAAGGCUACGGUGCCCUCCUUAUGGGAGCCCUUGCAGUGGGAGCAAUGAUGGCGCAGCUGGCUUAUGGGAAGAUCGCGUUCCUGGCUGGCACCGCUUUGCUCACGUCGAAAAUAGCGUUGGUUCUGAGCGCGAUAAUCGGCUUGAAGAAGCUGGUGUCAAACCAGGGUGGCGGUGGCCACGAAGUGAUCUACGCGACGGGCUCGGAACACCAUGGAAGCUACGGUGGCGGGUACAGUGGUGGCGGAGGCUGGCAAAGGACUCUCGAAGCUGUCCCCCCUACCUGAGCCAACUCGUUUCGUCGAAUAGAGAUAACAAAUUAAAAGGAUUCACUUAACACUUUAUUUGCCGGAUCAUUAAUAGAGUUUUUUCAAUAAUUAUCUUAUAGAAAAACAGUUUAAUAAUUUUCUUUGAACAACAGUCUCAAAGAGUGAUUGGAUUAUGCUACUCAAGACAAUUCUGUUGAAUCACGAUUGCAAUUUUUAUUGGAAGAUUAUUUAAGGAUUAGAUAUUGAUUAUUAGUGUUCGAUAAGCUGCCGGCAAAUAAAGUGUUAAACUUCGCGUUUAUUUAUUGUAUAUUUAUUGUAAGAGAUAUUGAUAGAGGAUAGAGAUAUUUUUUGUUACCUGUAUAUUUUUCAAAUAAAGUCCGAAGACUGAGAAUUCUGUCGGAUGCUAGUGUAACAAUUGGUUUGAGGAACGUGACAACGGUGUUGUUUAUUGUAGAGGUAAUAUAUUUGUUAAUUUACAUAGUAGGCAGUAGGUGGUUAUUUUAUAAAUAACUGUAUGAGCUGUACCAAAGUUAACAUUUAUUUUCCUAGCAGAUCCGUGCUCUUGUAUGUGUGUUGUAUAAAAAUUGCGUACGACGAGUGGUAAAUAAAUAUUGUACGAGAAACCAUUGUGUUUGAUCUUGCAUCGUCGAUGAGAAUUUUAUUAAGUAUCUUAUGUAAUUAGUGGUAUUGUGUACAU
Nomia melanderi (Alkali bee) is the source of this 1439-nucleotide messenger RNA. RefSeq lists its product as uncharacterized. Lineage: Eukaryota; Metazoa; Arthropoda; Insecta; Hymenoptera; Halictidae. The record is from RefSeq and is a predicted model, not a curated record. Gene Ontology annotation, cellular component: membrane.